AUGGCCACAUCACUGAAGAACUGGACAAAAGGACCCGAAACAGCGCCGGCGGGAGCGGAAGCGGCAGCGCUGGCGGAGCAGCAGCAGGAGCGGCGCGGGGGGAGCGGCAGCGGCGCCCGGGUGGGGCUGUGCCUGCUGUGCGGGCUCCCCGCGGCCGGCAAGUCCAGCCUGGCCCGCGCCCUGCGCCGCCGGCUGCGGCAGCGCCCGGGCUGGGCCUGCGCGCUCCUGGACUACGACGAGCUCAUCCCGCCCGAGGCCUUCCUCCCGCGCGCCCCGGGGGCGGGGCCGCCAGAGCCGCUCCCAUUGGUGCCCGGCUGGAAGCGGAGCCGCCGGGAGCUGCUGCAGUGCCUGGAGGGUCUCCUGCGGGCCCUGCUGACCGGGGCGCCGCUGCCCGGCUCCGCUCAACCCGGCUGGGAGCGGUUCCUGCGCUGCUGCCGCCGGGAGGGGCUGCUGGAGGCGGCGCGGGGGGACGGCGGGGCCGCGGCACGGCCGCUCUGCCUCCUCCUGGAUGACAACUUCUACUACCAGAGCAUGCGGUACGAGGUGUACCAGCUGGCCAGAAAAUAUUCCUUGGGCUUCUGCCAGUUGUUUUUAGACUGUCCCCUGGAAUGCUGCCUGCAGAGGAAUCGCCUCAGGAGUGAUCCUGUACCUGAGCAGACAAUACAUUUAAUGGCAAGGAAAAUAGAAAUGCCAGACCUCAAGAAAAACGCUUGGGAGCAGCACAGCCUCAUUCUGAGCAGCUCUGAUUGCAUCUCAGAGGACAAUGAGCAGAUAAUUAACCUGCUGGCCACUGCUCUGGAAAACCCAGCCAGGCCGAACGAGGAGGACACGGAGCAAAAGGACACAGACCGAGCCAUCUGUGCAGCCAGCGCUGUCCACCAGGCUGACCAGGCGUGCAGGAGGAUCAUCUCUCAGGCCAUGAAGGAUGCCAGAGGCAAAAACGUUCUCCCAAGUGAGAUGAAGAGCCUGGCAGAAGAACUCAACAAACUGAAGGCAGAAUUUUUGGAAGACUUGAGGCAAGGAGAGACUUUGAAAACUCAGAAUUCUGACCCUGCUACCAGCGUAGUUUCCCCAUUCCAACACGAGGCAACCAAUGUGGUCAAUAAAUACAUUUUAAAAUAAUGA
This is a messenger RNA of Empidonax traillii (willow flycatcher), 1125 nucleotides long. RefSeq names its product phosphoseryl-tRNA kinase (gene PSTK). The transcript has 7 exons. Bases 1 to 1122 code for a protein of 373 amino acids. Gene Ontology annotation, molecular function: tRNA binding; kinase activity. Lineage: Eukaryota; Metazoa; Chordata; Aves; Passeriformes; Tyrannidae. The record is from RefSeq and is a predicted model, not a curated record.